UACAAAAAGAAACCAAAGUACUUAGAAAGAAAGCUACUCAUUGACAAAAACCUUAAUGGCAGUGACAUGCGGCAUUUUAGCAGAAGUGAUUUGAACUCUGAAAAGCACCAGGAUGGAGUGAAAUGCUCUGAUGGAACUAAGCCAUUUCACAAUAUGCUGGAAUUUUCAAGAGUUCUCCCAACAAAAGCUCCAACUGCCAUGUUUCUUAGUCCUGCCGCCGGGUCCCUUAGCGAUCGUGAUACGGACUGUAGGAGACAAGCACUAGUUAUCCCUUAUUCGUCCACUCCAAGGCAUUUACCAGAUAAAAGAAGCCCACAUUUCAGUGCCAAAAUGUCUGUAUUGCCUAGAAAUUUCAGUUCCUCACAACCUCUGGAGGACACUGGCUUUGAAUCACAGGAACUGAAAAGAUCAAGAAGUGUUUCAGCUACUGGGGCCUGUCCAUCGUAUGAAAUGCCUGUUCCUUGGUAUCAAAACAACCUGACCGACUAUGAAGAAAGUUCCAAACUGGGCAUGCAGAAACUAACACCCGCAAGAAGCUGUUCUGUAGCAGGGCAAAUGAGAGGGAUGUCCGCCUUCCAGGCUGAUUACUGGGCAUGCGCAAUACCUGAUUUUCUACCACCAUCGCCGGACCGUCAGUCCCCCCUUUGGAAUCCUAAUAAAGAAUAUGAGGACUUGCUUGAUUAUACUUAUCCUUUACGGCCAAAAUAUAAGCUUCCAAAAAAUCUCAAAUAUUCCACUGUUCACGAUUCUGGAAUUGAUCUUGAUAGCCUCUCCAUUUCCCCCGAGAGUACCUUGAAGUCUGUGAGUAUGUGGGACCAAGAACACAAAACCAGGGAGAGCCCUACCAUACAGAGACUUUCAAAUCCUUUCUUGAAAAAGCUUGAAUGCUCAGUUCCAGUUUCUCAUUACAGAAUAUCGCCCAUUGGGAAAAUGUCCCUGGCGGAGGGUGGAAUUGACAUUUCUGGAAGGAUGACACCUAGUUUAUCUCCUAGGUGCUCUGAGCCAUCUCAUUCCGCUUUUGUAACUGAGGAAUGCCACAAAAAGAGACAUGGGGGGGUUUCGAGGAGAAGAGCUACUAGUGGAAACUUCUUGCGCACCACAAGUGUACUGGCCUUUCAGCAAGAAUGGGCCACUGAUGAUGAAUAUCUCUCCUUGCCACCAAAACUCAUGGAGUUAGAGACAUUGGCGCAGCGACUAGCUAAAGUUACAUUGACUAUAAAGAAACCUGAAUUUGGCCAGGUACAGGAUGACUUCCCCUGCAUCAGUGUGAAUGGAGAGCAGCUUCUGUCAGAGGUUCAAGGGGAUAGCAGCGAUGGUAAUGAGAGUCAGUGGGAAUUGUAUUCUGACUCUUUCCAUACAUGUAAUUUCCAAGAACCUGAUGAGAUGGACAUUCUAAGGGAUCGGACCAGCAAGGAGCAGGAAAGCGAGUCAAGAGAAACUGCUAGCACUGAUUUUCUUGAAAUAAGAUGCCCAGAGUUCCUUUCUAUGAAGGAAAAGAAGGACCAUCACUCUCUUGCGCAGUGUAUUAAGGUGUUUUGCUGUCAGUUGGAAGAGCUCAUUGGUUGGCUGCAGAAAGUGGCAGAAGUUACAGAGCAAUGGAUUCCUCCCAAGCCAGACGUUGAAAGCGUUAAAGCAUCAUUUCAAAACUACCUGGAAUUAAAAAAAGAUUUAGCUAAGUACCAAGCAUUGACUGAAAGCGUGUUGCAGGAUGGUGAAAAUCUUCUUAAAUGCAUGUCAACAAAUUCACCAGUUUUACAGGAAACACUUGGCUUGAUUGCAAAACAUUCGGAGAUGCUUAAAAGCCAUCCUGAACGAUUGUAUGAAUCUAUUUUAACAGCCAUGUGUACUCUUGAUGAUGGCUUGAAGAAGCAUUGUGAUGUCCAAAAAACUGCGGUCCACAAAGAUAUAUCUGAAUAAAACCUCUGUUGAUGUGGAAGAAUGAACUAACUACAUUUAUAAAUAGUAUGAAGGAGGCUCCCUAUUCCAAGAAACAAGAACUUUUUCUUCAAAGUUUUGAAGGGCUGCAGUGACAUCAAGCUUGGUUUCCAAGUUUAGAAGGUACAACGGGCUUUAUAUCUGGCAACAAAGUAUUAAAAGAACAGUGUGAAAGGGAAACUUCUGAUGUUGGAAUGACAGAAGGUUUAAUGAUGCAUUUCUAAUGUGGAUAUCUAUUUGCCAGGGCUCUGCGUGCUUCACAAAUUAUUCAGAAGUGCUUAUGUGAGAUACACAUUCCACUUGAGCCUCAAAAAAAAAGUUACAGUUGAUUUGAAAGUCAGAUGAUUAAUGGACUUCUUAAAGCAGCAACCCUUCAUUUUCAGGUUUGUGUUGCUGCCUGAAACAAAAUAGAGGCUGUUGUAUAAAACAGCCAAAAUACUUUUUUAUGGGAGAUCCAAAGUGCUUCCAAAUACUAAUAAAAAAAUGUAUAGCCCUAUUAUUUGUUUUGUAUUUUUUUGAGUGAAUAAUUGUAAGUCUUCAGUUUAUCUCAUGUGACAAAUUAUAUGGAAGCUACAUUUCAAAUAAAGCAAUUUUAUUAUUUUAAAACAUGCACUGGAGGUAAGUGAUUUCAGUAUUAGUUAAAUAAUCGACCAUUAAAGCUGCAAUUACAUGACUAGCAGGAUUAUUUGUGCAACAAUUAUUUGUGCAGGAUUCAUGCUAAAGUAAUUAUAAUUUUUUUCAAGGCGUUAGGCACUGUUCACCUUUACUUAUCAACCACUAGAUUGUAAUAGAACGUUUCUGUGCAAAUUGAUAAAGUAGUUAAAGUUAAAGUUGUUCUUAGUUGUUAGUUCAUGGAUGAAGGUUGGUUCUAUGUUUUCAUUAUAGAAUACAAGAGACUCCGCUUGUAACAGAAAAUCUCAGUUCAAUAUUGUAGCAUGAGUAGAUUUGCAUAUACCUUUUUUUGCUGCCUCCAUAAACCUUGUAGUUAAUGAUGCUAGCUCAUAAUUUCCCAUAAUCCUGAAUCCAUAUUAGAGUUUAAAAAAGAAUUGUGUGUGCUCAGAGAUACAACUCUUCGUAUUCUUUACAAUUGGCUAAUAAUAAGAAUGCUUACCAUAUUUAUAAUUAAAACCCAACUUUUGAAACGGAAAUUUCCAAGCCAAAUCAAGAGCAGUUGAUAGACUAAAGAUAAUGUCUCCUUCCUAAACUGUUCAACUUUCCUUUCCACAGGAAACAAGAAAUUAACUUUUUUAAAGGGGUAGGUGAAAAAAAUAUGUAUUAAAUUUGUUUGCCACCCAUCUCACCACAAAGUGACUACAUAGUAUCAAAUCUCUUAGUAUUAUUCAUAUAGGUAAACCUGAGCAAAAUUACUACUAAAUUAAUCAAGUAGCCUGCAUACAUACUGAUUCAUAUUUUAGCCUAGCAUGAUGUGCAAAUAGCCUAUAAGAUACUUUUGCAUGCUGCUAAGUGUUAAGAGCUGCACUUUUGGCGUUGCUAUGAAGUAGUAUCUGCAUGACAUAGAUGCUGCAGCAUAAAUGGGCUUUCCCACAAAAUUUAUUUUGAAUUAAUUCAUUUUAGGAAACUGCUAGUGACUGAUAUAAUCUAAGGCACUAAGUUACUGUUCUGGUGGCAUUUCAACAUGUAGGACUGUUCAAAAGCUGAGAUAGAUUUCAUGUAGAGUUUAGAUUGAAUUUUUACAGUUCUGUGGUAGUGAUGACCAAGGCAAGUGAGACAGAAAAACAUAGGGUUAGGAAAACACAUUUCACAUGGAUUUUAGACAUUUUAAAAAUAUACUUGUAUGUCUGCGUUUGAAUUUAUAUUUGUUUCCAUCUUCUAAAUAGCUGUAAUAGUUGGAAGGAGACUCUAGAAGACCAAAACAAUGGAAUUUAGGUGUGGCCUCAUAGUUUGCUCACAUUAGGGCCACGAGGUCAUGAAAACUUACUCCACAAAACAUGAAAACCUAGAACUUAAAUAUUUUCAGACAUUUACAAAUCAGAUUUACUCUUUCCCAAAUCUUUUGCCUUUUGUAGACUGCUUCCCAGAUUUAAAAACAACUAGAACUGACACAUAAAUUGGGGAAAAAAGUAUAGUCACUUUGUUCAUAAUGUUAACAAGUUACUGUUUUAAAAGAAGCAUGGAUAUAGUCUAGCAAACAAAAGUAUUGAAAUAUAUAUUCAUUAGUAU
Molecule: messenger RNA, 4116 nt
Organism: Thamnophis sirtalis
Lineage: Eukaryota; Metazoa; Chordata; Lepidosauria; Squamata; Natricidae
Source: RefSeq, a predicted model, not a curated record